AUGAGGUCCCUCUUCCCCACCUAUUUCCCCCUCCCCGCUGGUAGGAGGUGGAGCGAAGUCUCAUUCGCAUCCCUGAAGGCUACCCAGGGAAAUCCCCCGCCUCCGCCUAGCUCAGCCCUGGGCACUGGGGGGCGCUCCCCAGGGUGGUCUCAGUACCCCCCGAGCCUUGGACAUUGGGUAGCUCACUCUGAUCGGGAAGAGAUCUCCACCCACCCCCGCCAGACAAGCGGCCGGAGCGGUAGCGGGGGCCCGAGCCCUCCUGGGUUCCAGCUCCCGCCCCUACCCUGGCUGCUCCGGCCCCGCCCUCCCCCCCCUUCUCCGGCUCGUCCUGCGCGGGGGCGGAGCGGGCGGGAUCCCCCCCGCCUCCCGUCCGGGUUCCCGGGAAAUCCACCCUCCGCAGCUUGCCGGGCUCCCUCCCAGUCUCUGAGGCUCCGGCUCCGCAGCCGGCGCGGCCCCUUUGCUGGGGGCUCCGCAGUGCCCGGAACCCCCCCACCCUUUCUCCCCGCGUCCUCGGCCUGGUGGCCCCCUCAACCAUCCCAGCCUACUGCCUUCGGGGCAGCUUCCGGGCCUCAGUGUCACGGAAUUGAACCCCCUGGCCCGGCCUGCCGUCCCUCCCCCCCCCAACCCUUCCAGCCCUCCGCCUCCGGGCAGCCUCCGGGCCGCCGUGUGACCGGACAGACUGACGGACUGCAACCUCAGCCCGACCGGGGCCAGCUGCGGCUGCAGCCCCCGUCCCCUCCCCGUCCUCCCUCCCCGCCAGCGGCCUCCCUUGCCUGGGGAGGGGGAAAGGGGAGGGUCCUCUAUUUCCGUUCUCUCCCUUCGCCCGGGGUUGCUGCCCUGCAGCCUUGGCUGGGGCUGGGGUUGGGGGCGAGGGAGGGGACCCCAGGCCCAGGCCGGGAGGAGGAUGCUGGCUGUCCCAGCUCUGGGUUCCGAAAUCACCACUUGUUCCGAAGCCCCGGGAGGGCAGCGGGCGGCGUGGUGACAGUGGCCGUGGCGGCGGCGCCAGGGGCCAGGCGGAGACCCGGUUUCCAGGGGAGACUAAGCUCCCGCCUCCUCCCGCCUCCGCACAAGGGAGGGAGGGAGGAAAGGAGGGGGACUUGGAUCUCAGCGCUUCGGGGGCGGAGGGAGCCCUGGCUGCAGGGGCCAGUCUGGGGGAUCCCCCUCCCCUGCAGAGAGGACGAAGGGGCAGCGGGGGAGGGGCCCCUGGAGAGAAGUUUUCUCGAUCUGUGUGUGAUCGUGUGA
This is a messenger RNA of Trichosurus vulpecula (common brushtail), 1242 nucleotides long. Its product is annotated as formin-like protein 20. Bases 1 to 1242 code for a protein of 413 amino acids. NCBI's taxonomy places the organism in Eukaryota, Metazoa, Chordata, Mammalia, Diprotodontia, Phalangeridae. The transcript is spliced from 2 exons. The record is from RefSeq and is a predicted model, not a curated record.